ACUCCGCCUCACCUGGCUUUGACGUCCCGGCGACCGCUGGUUGGCUGGGCUGGCGCGCCCGCCGCGCCCAGUCGCCGUGACGGAGGAGGAGGGAGAGAGAGCGCAAGGAGGGGAAAUAGGAAGCGCCGCCGUAGCUCUCGGGUUGCCGGCUCCGGCUUAACUUCUUCCUCUGGGUCGUCCGAGCGCGCUGGCCGCCUCCGGCCCUGUUCCUCUCCCUCGCCGCCUCUCUCUUCUCCUCCCCGCUUACGCUCUCCCCCUUCCCCGCCUGCCCCUUUGCCCUUCUUCCCUUCGCCAUGUCCACCCGCUCCUGCCGGGAAAAGGCGCAGAAGCAGAACGAGCAGCACCAGGCCAUCCUCGCCAAGCUCUUGCGGGAGGAAGACAACAAGUACUGCGCGGACUGUGAGGCCAAAGGUCCACGAUGGGCUUCCUGGAAUACAGGUGUCUUUAUUUGUAUCAGAUGUGCUGGAAUACAUCGAAAUCUGGGGGUGCAUAUAUCCAGAGUCAAGUCUGUCAAUUUGGACCAAUGGACACCAGAACAAAUUCAGUGCAUGCAGGAGAUGGGAAAUACCAAGGCAAGAUUACUUUAUGAAGCUAAUUUACCAGAGAAUUUUCGAAGACCUCAAACAGAUCAAGCUGUGGAGUUUUUCAUCAGGGAUAAAUAUGAGAAGAAAAAAUACUAUGACAAAAAUGUAACUCAUGUCACCAGUAUGUCUUCCUCUGAUGCUGCUCAGCCUCAAACAUCUUCUCCUUCUCUGCAAGCUGCUUCUGAGCAAAGCAAAAUGGAGAAGGAAAAAGAAAAGAAGAAGGAAGAGAAAAAAAGGGACAGAGAACCAGAAAAACCUUUGAAAAGCUUAGGAAUGGAAAAAAGUCAGACCUAUUUGGAUGGUCUGCCCCAGAUACGUGAUAGAACUGCCUGGUUUCCAGGAGCACUUGGGGAUUUCCCUGACAAACUAGCGAGCAAAGGCCUGGUCUGGACUGGCAAGAGGUAGCAUCUUGGCUUUUGACAAAAUCUCCCCUGAGCGGCUGAUCCCUUGGUUUUCCAAGGACCUCUGGGAGAUGAAGUAGCUAAAGCAAUGACAAGAUGGAGAACAACUGUAGCUGAAUUUGAGUGAGCGUGGAUGGGUGCCAAAGUUUGGGCCUGCUUCAUGGCGAUAAGAGGGGUGAAGUGUUCUUAAAUUUCAUCUCAUUACAGUAGCAGGUGGUCAUCUGGCAGCCCUGUCAGGCAGCCAACUCCCUUUUAGGUAGGGGCUACCCUGUUGGCUUACCACCUUGCUGCUGUGACCAGUUUGCUUGACACGUUACUGAUAAAGUCACUCAAAUUCACUCUAAUUGAGACUCCACUUGGGCAAGGUCUUGUGUGGUGAUUGGGUACUAUCUUGCCAGGUUGUUUGGGUUUCCUUUUGGCCUGUUAUCUCUGAGGAGGUGGAUAGGACGCCUCCAGGAUAUCCCUGACUACUCUUCCCUCUCCUGGCUUCUUAGGGCAGCUGUGGGGGGCAGUAGUUCCCUGGGUCUAAGAGACUUUGAAUACCUCAUUAUGGGAGGGGUCAGUGCCAAUGUCCCUUAAAAAGGUGUUUGUUCACCUCCUCCUUAAGAGGCCCUCCUUGGAUCCAGAGAUAUUAGACAACUACUGCCCAGUCUCCAACCUUCCCUUUUUGGUGAAGGUUGUCGAGACAGUGGUUUGGGAUCAAUUACAGAAUACCCUAGAAGAAACAGAUUAUCUGGACUCUUAUCAGUCAGGGUUCAGACCCGUGUAUGAAUAGAGACAGCACAUCUUUCUUCAUAACAGAGAUCCCU
Messenger RNA from Python bivittatus (Burmese python), 1794 nucleotides. Lineage: Eukaryota; Metazoa; Chordata; Lepidosauria; Squamata; Pythonidae. The record is from RefSeq and is a predicted model, not a curated record.